AUGCAUGAACUCAUUAUAAUGCAGAACAAAAUGAAGCUAUCUUGGUGGCCUUCAGCUCAGCAAAGGCAAUUUCAGAAUCAUGAAAGGAAGACAUUUGGACGUCUUAGGACAAGCUGUUCUCAGACGAUGCUGAUGAACCUGAAGACCCUUGAUUGGGAUCCUGCUACCUUAAAAACCCUUGGAAUCCCUGGUGAAAUUUUGCCUAAAAUUGUUAGUAAUGCCGAGGUCAUAGGAAAUGUUGCUACCGGGUGGCCGAUCAAAGGGGUACAAAUUUCAGGAUGUUUAGGGGAUCAGCACGCAGCAAUGCUAGGACAAGUGUGCCGUAAAGGAGAAGCUAAAAGCACUUAUGGCACAGGUGCUUUCAUACUUCUAAAUACCGGUGACAAAGUAAUUAAGUCAAACCAUGGUCUUCUAAGCACCAUUGCUUACAAGCUUGGCUCCAAGGCUCAAACCAAUUAUGCACUGGAAGGAUCGGUUGCUAUUGCUGGAGCUGCAGUGCAGUGGCUUAGGGACAAUCUUGGGAUUAUUUCUAGUGCUUCGGAUAUAGAGGCUAUGGCAUCACAGGUUGAAAACACGGGUGGCGUUUACUUUGUUCCUGCUUUCAAUGGAUUGUUUGCUCCGUGGUGGCGUGAUAAUGCUCGGGGGAUUGUUAUUGGAAUAACAAGGUACACAACCAAGGCUCACAUAGCUCGUGCUGUACUUGAGAGCAUGUGUUUUCAGGUGAAAGAUGUGGUGGACUCGAUGCAAAAAGAUUAUGGAAACGAUAAAAACGAUGGCGUGCUCAGAGUGGAUGGUGGUGCAACUAUUAACAACUUGCUGAUGCAGACUCAGGCAGAUUUGUCUGCAAUGCCGGUGAUUAGGCCAUCUGACAUAGAGACGACUGCGCGUGGAGCAGCCUUUGCUGCUGGGUUAGCAGCUGGUAUUUGGAAAGAAGAUUUUAUCUUCGAUACGGCGGAAUAGAUGAAGAAAGCUACUACCUUCCGUCCGAUAAUGACCGAGGAAGUGAGGAAGAAGAAGGUGGAGUGCUGGAACAAGCUGUUAAUAGAAGUUUUGACUUGGCUGAUCUUUCAUUUGAAUUAUGAUCUACAUUGGAAAGAAAGUCUUCUUUCAAUUUCAAUUUAAACAAAGUUGUCCUGUUUUUCCUUACCCUUUCUUUUAUAAAUAAUAGAAAUCCCCUGCUAAAUUAGUUAUUACUAAUUUAUAUAUA
Messenger RNA from Arachis ipaensis, 1207 nucleotides. Its product is annotated as glycerol kinase-like. Lineage: Eukaryota; Viridiplantae; Streptophyta; Magnoliopsida; Fabales; Fabaceae. The record is from RefSeq and is a predicted model, not a curated record. Gene Ontology annotation, cellular component: mitochondrion. Gene Ontology annotation, biological process: glycerol-3-phosphate biosynthetic process; phosphorylation; triglyceride metabolic process. Gene Ontology annotation, molecular function: glycerol kinase activity.